UAACUCGUGAUAUUGUCGACAUACAGUACGUUAUUCUCGCCUUGGUUUUGCAAGCACAAAGACAAUGUGAUUUGAAGACACGGGUCACCAGAGAAUCACGUGGGGAUUUGAUCUUGUUAAGUCAUAUCUUUGUACGGUACAUACUAAAAAUGUCUGAAGAACGGACCGCGAGUGUUUCCAGCGAGCAAGGUGCUGAGCCCCAGGGGAAAAUGUCACUGCCCGUCGGGUGGGAGGCUAGAGUGUGUGCGAACGGACGGGUAUAUUACGUAAACACGAAAGCGCGCACUACUCAGUGGGAACACCCUCUAACCGGAGAAAUAUCUAAAAUUGAGGGCACUGAUGCCCAGCUUCAAACAGGAGACGGGAAUGACAACAAAAUUGAUGAACAGACGCUGUCGUCUGCUGUGGUAGAGGGAAAGGGGAACGUGGACAUCAUCUCCAAAUUUAACUCCUAUUCCACGGCUCUGGAGGUCAUGGCGGGGAAAGAUUUGACGGGGAAAUACGCCAUAGUUACUGGGUCCAACUGUGGAAUUGGGUACGAGACCGCACGCGCUCUCGCGCUGCACGGAGCGCACGUAGUGAUGGCCUGCAGAAGCGUGGACCGCGGCGAGGAAAGUGCCAACAAGAUCCGGGCCGAGAAAGACUCGGUAAAAAUCCGUGUUAUGCAGCUUGAGCUAGCAUCACUGAAGAGCGUUAAAGCUUUUGGGGAAGAGUACAAGAAGACAAAUUGGCCCAUCCAUAUAUUGAUACUAAAUGCCGGCAUAGCGUCCGUGCCGUUCUCUCUGACGGAGGACGGAUUAGAGAGCACCUUCCAAGUGAACCACCUGGGUCACUUCUACCUCACCUUGCUUUUAGAGGAGGUGUUAAGACGGUCGAGUCCCGCCCGCGUGGUCUCGGUGUCUUCCAGAGGGCUGCAACUGUCCGAUUUGAAAAUGAGCAACGUGUCGGAAAGUAAACUGUCCAGUCCCGAUGCAUCAAGUCAUUCACGGUUUUCGACGUAUAACAAGACAAAGCUUUGCAACUUGCUUUUUGCAAAGGAGUUGAACUUGAAGCUGGCUCGUCAUGGCGUAACUGCAAACGUACUGCACCCUGGCGGUUUUAUAUCCACCAAUAUUCAACGACAUUGGUGGUUAUCCAAGGUUUUGUUUGUAAUGACGAAACCGUUUACGAAAACUGUUGAGCAGGGUGCGGCGACCAGUGCGUAUUGCGCCGUUGCAGAAGAGUUAGAGGGUCGGGGAGGUUUCUACUUUGAUAACUGCCAGGCAGCACAGCCCAAGUCAGAGGCCGCUGUCGAUCCAGAACUGGCGAGAGAAGUUUGGAAGUUAUCGGAGAAAAUGUUGAACGAUCGUGGUCACAGUGUAUAAGUAUUGUGACCUGAAGUUUGAAAUGACGCAUGAAAAGUAAUAAAUGCAAAACAAUCAAGAAAACUUGAAACAGAAAUAGAUAAAACCAGAGGCGCCCGCUGACGUUAAAAAAUGGAAUCACAGUUCGCUUCCAACAAUACAUAAAUUUUUACUUUAUUUUGAAAACUUAGUCUAGGUUACAUUGGCAGUACCAAAUGUCAGUUUGGUGCCCGUAUACUUACCGCAUACGUAAUUUAUUCACUUUUCUUCUUCGGAGAUAUUCUAAAAAUAUUUGAUAAGUUCGCAUCUAAUAUUAUAUGUCGUUUUCUAUCAUAAAAAUAAAUUAUG
Molecule: messenger RNA, 1691 nt
Organism: Lingula anatina
Lineage: Eukaryota; Metazoa; Brachiopoda; Lingulata; Lingulida; Lingulidae
Product: WW domain-containing oxidoreductase
Molecular function (GO): protein binding
Source: RefSeq, a predicted model, not a curated record